Physella acuta is the source of this 2031-nucleotide messenger RNA. Its product is annotated as mucin-2-like. NCBI's taxonomy places the organism in Eukaryota, Metazoa, Mollusca, Gastropoda, Physidae. The record is from RefSeq and is a predicted model, not a curated record.
AUGUUGUUAAAGCUGAUUUCUCCCCCAUCAAACAUACAGGCCUGCUACAUCGCCUGCAGUAUCGACCCCCAGUGUUUCUCGUACCUGUACAGUGAGGGCGAGUGCAGCCUGUGGUUUGUGCUAGGUGAAGUAGUGGACACCAGCACAAACCAGGACACCAACGCUUACGUCGGCUGCUACAUGGGAACUACUACAGCAGAGACAAGCGCCAACACUACCACCAGUGACAAUACUGCACCUACAACAACCACAUCUUCGAGAACCACACCUACUAUAACAACCACAGCAACGACAACUGAAUCGACAACAACAACUUCUACGAAAACAACCACACUUGUCACGACCGAACAGACAUCGACCACAUCUAUGACAACCGAACCGACCACAACUUCACCCUCGACAACCGAACAGACACCGACCACACCCUCGACAAACGAACAGACACCAACCACACCUACAACAACAGAACCGACAACAACUUCACCCUCGACAACCGAACAGACACUGACCACACCCUCGACAACCGAACAGACACUGACCACACCCUCGACAACCGAACAGACACCAACCACACCUACGACAAUAGAACCGACAACAACUACACCAUCGACAACCGAACAGACACCAACCACACCUACAACAACAGAACCGACACCAACCACACCCUCGACAACAGAACCGACGACAACUUCACCCUCGACAACCGAACAGACACCAACCACACCCUCGACAACAGAACCGACGACAACUUCACCCUCGACAACCGAACAGACACCGACCACACCUACGACAAAAGAACCGACACCAACUUCUCCCUCGACAACCGAACAGACACCGACCACACCUACGACAAAAGAACCGACAACAACUUCACCCUCGACAACCGAACAGACACCGACCACACCUACGACAAAAGAACCGACAACAACUUCACCCUCGACAACCGAACAGACACCGACCACACCUACGACAAAAGAACCGACAACAACUUCACCCUCGACAACCGAACAGACACCGACCACACCUAAGACAACAGAACCGACCACAACAUCACCCUCGACAACCGAACAGACACCAACCACACCUACGACAACUGAACCGAAAACUUCGCCCUCAACAACCGAACAGACACCGACCAUACCUACGACAACUGAACCGACAACAACUUUACCCUCGACAACCGAACAGACACCGACCACACCUACGACAACCGAACCGACAACAACUUCACCCUUGACAACAGAACCAACAACAACUUCACCCUCGACAACCGAACAGACGCCGACCACAUCUACGACAACCGAACCGACAACAACAGCAAACACAUCUGCAAUAGCCAUACUAACGUCAACACCCCUACUCUCCACAGCAACCACACCCGCAAUAACAACAAUUACUACAACAACAUCCAAGACAACUACCUCACCUACAACAGCGACAUCAUCUCACACAACCACACCUAUAACAACAACCACAUCUACCACAACCACACCCAGGACAACAACCACACACACACCAACAUCACCUCUAACAGCCACAACUACGACAAUAACCACACCUACAAGAACAUCACCCACCAGACGACGUUCGACUAGGACUAACCCUGCCACAAAAACCAAAACCAGCAGAAAACCAAGAAGAACGACUACCACUUCGCCUACCACACAAACGACACCUACUAGCAGCUUCAAUUGUUUCGACUGCAGUGGUUUGAUUUUCAAAGAUCUUUGCCCUAUGAAGGCAGAAAUCCAGCUCUUUACCAAGCUGACCCCAUGUCGUGGGCCCUGCAUGUCCACCUUUUCCCCCACCCUGCUUGGCACUUAUGUGGUCCGUGGAUGUUCAGACGGCAAGUUCCCAGGUCUACGUAUCCCAGCCAAUGGCUGCCUGACUUACAAGAAGGAAGUCACGUGCUUUUGUACUGGUGACCGCUGUAACACUAGAAACAUGGUGCAGGAGCAGAGCAGAAAGGGAGAGGAACGUCACGAGAAGAAUUCAAAGCGCAGAAAAUACAUUUGAUAUUGUGACAACUUA